CGCCGCCGUGGCCAUAAGCACAUCUGCGCUGCUGCCACUACCGUCACGACACCCGCGAUACGACCCUUCCCGACCUCGCUCGACGCUCCCAAACGUAAAAGACGUUGGCCAAGUGCAUACAAAACCACAAUCAGUCGCAGUCAAACCGAAUUUUGUUAAUACAUCAGCAGCGACUGCAACAACCACAACAACAACAACUACCGAGAAAUAAGACCAGAGACCGCAGUUGAGUUCUCAGUUCUUUUUGGGGGGGCAUCUGCGAUGGGCAAGAAAGACAAGAACAAGGAACCGGCGGACGCUGCACCAGCUGGCGAUGCACCACCUGCUGGACCUCCAGCAGGCGAGGGAGGCGAUGGCGAGAUUGUGGGCGGACCACACAAUCCGCAGCAGAUUGCGGCACAGAAGCGUCUCCAGCAGACGCAGGCGCAGGUCGAUGAGGUCGUCGACAUUAUGCGCACAAACGUCGAGAAGGUGCUGGAGCGCGAUAGCAAGCUGUCGGAGUUGGACGAUCGUGCCGAUGCCUUGCAGCAGGGCGCCUCGCAGUUUGAGCAGCAGGCGGGCAAGCUCAAGAGGAAAUUCUGGCUGCAGAACUUGAAGAUGAUGAUCAUCAUGGGCGUGAUUGGCCUGGUUGUCGUGGGCAUUAUUGCAAAUAAACUUGGACUCAUAGGCGGAGAGCAGCCACCGCAGUAUCCUCAGUAUCCACAGUACAUGCCGCCACCGCCGCCACAGCAGCAGCAGCCAGCCGCCGCCGGAGGACAGUCGGCGCUGGUUGAUGGAGGACACGGAGCCGGUGCCGGGGCCGGGGCCAAUCCGGAGCAUGGCGGCGCAUAAGUAAUUCUGGACGGCAUUUACCUGUAAAAGCCAAGCAUAAAAAAACGUUUCUUGAUUACACAAAACUAUAAUCUGCAAGACCCCGAACAAAACCCAAAAAGGAAAACUCAGUUAUGCUAGACAAAAAUCUCGAGAAUUGCAAAGAAGUCAAUAAUAAUUUCCCCUUCAGAGACGAACGACAACACACGAGAAGGAAAGGGAAAUGGUUUUAAGUAAAUGCAGUCAUAAUAUUAACACUAAAAUCUAAAAGACGCUCCGGACAAAAAUGAAGUUGUUGCUAAUUUGUUUAUGGUUACAUUAUUUCAUGCAUAAAAUGGUAUAGUAUAUAUAUAUAAAUAUAUAAAUAAAUAAAUAUAUGGUACUUGAAUAUUUACGAGUAAAUCUAAAAAGCAAAAAAGAAACCACAACAACAACUAGUAAUCUAUGCUACAUAUACAUAAAUGUAUAACUACGACUAUAUUGUACUUAAUAUCUUCUCGAUGAUGCUGCUGGCCUGUGCCUGUGUCUGUGCCAGCUCUUUGAACUCAGUUUCCUUAGAAAAUCUAUGUACUAGUAUCGCAAAUAUUUUCGGAACAGAGCCCUACAAAAACUCCCGAGAAAGCGUUGCUAAAACCAGAAAGAACGAAACCAAAUCUAAGCUUUUGUUCCUAAGUAAAAGUUACGCAAAAUAUAAAUAUUUGAAGUGUAUAAUCCAAAA
Messenger RNA from Drosophila guanche, 1528 nucleotides. RefSeq names its product vesicle-associated membrane protein 2. Lineage: Eukaryota; Metazoa; Arthropoda; Insecta; Diptera; Drosophilidae. The record is from RefSeq and is a predicted model, not a curated record. Gene Ontology annotation, molecular function: SNAP receptor activity; syntaxin binding. Gene Ontology annotation, biological process: vesicle fusion; vesicle-mediated transport. Gene Ontology annotation, cellular component: SNARE complex; plasma membrane. Bases 262 to 831 code for a protein of 189 amino acids. The transcript has 7 exons.